CAUGCUCAGUGGCCUCUCGACAAGUUGGCAGCAACAACACGGCCCUGGUCGUCGUCGCCGCUGCCGUAACGGAGCGGUUUGGGUGGCGGAGCCUGAGUUCGCGCCCUCCCGCUCUCCUCGGGAGGCCCUUCCUGCUCUCCCCUAGGCUCCGCGGCCGCCCAGGGGGUGGGAGCGGGUGAGGGGAGCCAGGCGCCCAGCGAGAGAGGCCCCCCGCCGCGGGGCGGCCCGGGAGCUCGAGGCGGUCCUGCCCGCGCGGGCAGCGGCGCGGCGCUGAGGAGGGGCGGCCUGGCCAGGACGCCUCGGGGCGGGGGCCGAGGAGCUCUCCGGGCCGCCGGGGAAAGCUACGGGCCCGGCGCGUCCGCGGACCAGCAGCGGCGGGAGAGCGGACUCCCCUCGCCACCGCCCGAGCCCAGGUUAUCCUGAAUACAUGUCUAACAAUUUGCCUUGCAACGUUAGCUGUUGUUUUUCACUGUUUCCAAAGGAUCAAAAUUGCUUCAGAAAUUGGAGACAUAUUUGAUUUAAAAGGAAAAACUUGAACAAAUGGACAAUAUGUCUAUUACGAAUACACCAACAAGUAAUGAUGCCUGUCUGAGCAUUGUGCAUAGUUUGAUGUGCCAUAGACAAGGUGGAGAGAGUGAAACAUUUGCAAAAAGAGCAAUUGAAAGUUUGGUAAAGAAGCUGAAGGAGAAAAAAGAUGAGUUGGAUUCUUUAAUAACAGCUAUAACUACAAAUGGAGCUCAUCCUAGUAAAUGUGUUACCAUACAGAGAACAUUGGAUGGGAGGCUUCAGGUGGCUGGCCGGAAAGGAUUUCCUCAUGUGAUCUAUGCCCGUCUCUGGAGGUGGCCUGAUCUUCACAAAAAUGAACUAAAACAUGUUAAAUAUUGUCAGUAUGCAUUUGACUUAAAAUGUGAUAGUGUCUGUGUGAAUCCAUAUCACUAUGAACGAGUUGUAUCACCUGGAAUUGAUCUCUCAGGAUUAACACUGCAGAGUAAUGCUCCAUCAAGUAUGAUGGUGAAGGAUGAAUAUGUGCAUGACUUUGAGGGACAGCCAUCGUUGUCCACUGAAGGACAUUCAAUUCAAACCAUCCAGCAUCCACCAAGUAAUCGUGCGUCGACGGAGACAUACAGCACCCCAGCUCUGUUAGCCCCAUCUGAGUCUAAUGCUACCAGCACUGCCAACUUUCCCAACAUUCCUGUGGCUUCCACAAGUCAGCCUGCCAGUAUACUGGGGGGCAGCCAUAGUGAAGGACUGUUGCAGAUAGCAUCAGGGCCUCAGCCAGGACAGCAGCAGAAUGGAUUUACUGGUCAGCCAGCUACUUACCAUCAUAACAGCACUACCACCUGGACUGGAAGUAGGACUGCACCAUACACACCUAAUUUGCCUCACCACCAAAACGGCCAUCUUCAGCACCACCCGCCUAUGCCGCCCCAUCCCGGACAUUACUGGCCUGUUCACAAUGAGCUUGCAUUCCAGCCUCCCAUUUCCAAUCAUCCUGCUCCUGAGUAUUGGUGUUCCAUUGCUUACUUUGAAAUGGAUGUUCAGGUAGGAGAGACAUUUAAGGUUCCUUCAAGCUGCCCUAUUGUUACUGUUGAUGGAUACGUGGACCCUUCUGGAGGAGAUCGCUUUUGUUUGGGUCAACUCUCCAAUGUCCACAGGACAGAAGCCAUUGAGAGAGCAAGGUUGCACAUAGGCAAAGGUGUGCAGUUGGAAUGUAAAGGUGAAGGUGAUGUUUGGGUCAGGUGCCUUAGCGACCACGCGGUCUUUGUACAGAGUUACUACUUAGACAGAGAAGCUGGGCGUGCACCUGGAGAUGCUGUUCAUAAGAUCUACCCAAGUGCAUAUAUAAAGGUCUUUGAUUUGCGUCAGUGUCAUCGACAGAUGCAGCAACAGGCGGCCACUGCACAAGCUGCAGCAGCUGCCCAGGCAGCAGCCGUGGCAGGAAAUAUCCCUGGCCCGGGAUCAGUAGGUGGAAUAGCUCCAGCUAUCAGUCUGUCAGCUGCUGCAGGAAUUGGUGUUGAUGACCUUCGUCGCUUAUGCAUACUCAGGAUGAGUUUUGUGAAAGGCUGGGGACCGGAUUACCCAAGACAGAGCAUCAAAGAAACACCUUGCUGGAUUGAAAUUCACUUACACCGGGCCCUCCAGCUCCUAGACGAAGUACUUCACACCAUGCCGAUUGCAGACCCACAGCCUUUAGACUGAGGUCUUUUACCUUUGGGGCCCUUAACCUUAUCAGGAUGGUGGACUACAAAAUACAAUCCUGUUUAUAAUCUGAAGAUAUAUUUCACUUUUGUUCUGCUUUAUCUUUUCAUAAAGGGUUGAAAAUGUGUUUGCUGCCUUGCUCCUAGCAGACAGAAACUGGAUUAAAACAAUUUUUUUUUUCCUGUUCAGAACUUUUCAGGCAUGGCUCAGAGCUUGAAGAUUAGGAGAAACACAUUUUUAUUAAUUCUUCACCUGUUAUGUAUGAAGGAAUCAUUCCAGUGCUAGAAAAUUUAGCCCUUUAAAACGUCUUAGAGCCUUUUAUCUGCAGAACAUCGAUAUGUAUAUCAUUCUACAGAAUAAAUCCAGUAUUGCUGAUUUUAAAGGCAGAGAAGUUCUCAAAGUUAAUUCACCUAUAUUAUUUUGUGUACAAGUUGUUAUUGUUGAACAUACUUCAAAAAUAAUGUGCCAUGUGGGUGAGUUAAUUUUACCAAGAGUAACUUUACUCUGUGUUUAAAAAGUAAGUUAAUAAUGUAUUGUAAUCUUUCAUCCAAAAUAUUUUUUGCAAGUUAUAUUAGUGAAGAUGAUUUCAAUUCAGAUUGUCUUGCAACUUCAGUUUUAUUUUUGCCAAGGCAAAAAACUCUCUCAUCUGUGUGUAUAUUGAGAAUCCCUUAAAAUUACCAGACAAAAAAAGUCAUUUAAAAUUACAUUUGUUAUUCCUAAUGGAUGACUCUUUAUGAAGAAGUAUACUUUUCCCCUGUUAAACAGUAGUUGUAUUCUUUGUAUUUCUAGGCACAAGGUUGGUUGCUAAGAAGCCUAUAAGAGGAAUUUCCUUUCCUUCAUUCAUAGGGAAAGGUUUUGUAUUUUUUAAAACACUAAAAGCAGUGUCACUCUACGUAAUGUCUCACUGUUCUGCAAAGGUGGCAAUGCUUAAACUAAAUAAUGAAUAAACUGAAUAUUUUGGAAACUGCUAAAUUCUAUGUUAAAUACUGUGCAGAAUAAUGGAAACAUUACAGUUCAUAAUAGGUAGUUUGGAUAUUUUUGUACUUGAUUUGAUGUGACUUUUUUUGGUAUAAUGUUUAAAUCAUGUAUGUUAUGAUAUUGUUUAAAAUUCAGUUUUUGUAUCUUGGGGCAAGACUGCAAACUUUUUUAUAUCUUUUGGUUAUUCUAAGUCCUUUGACAUCAAUGAUCAUAUCAAUUGGCAGUGACUUUGUAUAGAGAAUUUAAGUAGAAAAGUUGCAGAUGUAUUGACUGUACCACAGACACAAUAUGUAUGCUUUUUACCUAGCUGGUAGCAUAAAUAAAACUGAAUCUCAACAUACAAA
Messenger RNA from Symphalangus syndactylus (siamang), 3521 nucleotides. RefSeq names its product SMAD family member 4 (gene SMAD4). Gene Ontology annotation, molecular function: RNA polymerase II cis-regulatory region sequence-specific DNA binding; DNA-binding transcription factor activity, RNA polymerase II-specific; I-SMAD binding. NCBI's taxonomy places the organism in Eukaryota, Metazoa, Chordata, Mammalia, Primates, Hylobatidae. The record is from RefSeq and is a predicted model, not a curated record. Gene Ontology annotation, biological process: regulation of transcription by RNA polymerase II; anatomical structure morphogenesis; cell differentiation. Gene Ontology annotation, cellular component: heteromeric SMAD protein complex.